Messenger RNA from Funneliformis geosporum, 315 nucleotides. Lineage: Eukaryota; Fungi; Glomeromycota; Glomeromycetes; Glomerales; Glomeraceae. The record is from the annotation of a GenBank genome assembly.
AUGAUACUCAAAUCUCCUUCACUACGCGAAAUUCAAGAAAUGGAAGCUCAAUCAACACCCUCAAACUCUUCUUGGGGAAUCAUUGGUCCAAAUUUACGCUUAGAGAAAUUCAGAAAGAAAGAGGAAGGAGCAAUGAAAAACGUAACAGUAUGGGAUACGCUAUGCAAAUACAGUAGUAGUACAAAGCCCGAAUCUAUUUCUAUGAAUACUGCGUGGACAACUGUUACUAGCAAGUCAAGCAAUCGUGUAAUUAUUCAACCUAAUAACGCUACUAUAAAUGUGAUGGCAAAGGCUGCAGAAAAGAUUCGACCGUAG